This is a messenger RNA of Panthera uncia (snow leopard), 2890 nucleotides long. RefSeq names its product DNA fragmentation factor subunit alpha (gene DFFA). The record is from RefSeq and is a predicted model, not a curated record. The transcript has 6 exons. Gene Ontology annotation, molecular function: deoxyribonuclease inhibitor activity. NCBI's taxonomy places the organism in Eukaryota, Metazoa, Chordata, Mammalia, Carnivora, Felidae. Bases 55 to 1035 code for a protein of 326 amino acids. Gene Ontology annotation, biological process: apoptotic DNA fragmentation; regulation of apoptotic process; apoptotic process.
CCGCGCGGAGCCUCCCCGACUUCCCCGAGUCAGUCGAGUCCCACCCUGAAGAAUAUGGAGGUGGCCGGAGGCGCCGAGACUGAGAUCCGGCCUCUGAAGCCGUGUCUGCUGCGCCGCAACCACAGCCGCGAGCAGCAUGGCGUGGCGGCCUCCUGCCUGGAGGAGCUGAGGAACAAGGCCUGUGACAUUCUGGCCAUUGAUAAGUCCCUGGCACCAAUCACCCUGGUCCUGGCAGAGGAUGGCACCAUAGUGGAUGAUGAUGAUUACUUCCUGUGUCUGCCUUCCAAUACUAAGUUUGUUGCGUUGGCCAGUAAUGAAAAGUGGACGUACAACAAUUCAGAUGGAGGUACAGCUUGGAUUUCCCAAGAGUCCUUUGAUGUAGAUGAAACGGACACUGGGGCAGGGCUGAGGUGGAGGAAUGUGGCCAGGCAGCUGAAAGAAGAUGUGUCCAGCAUCAUCCUCCUGUCCGAGGCAGACCUCCAGGUGCUCAUUGAUGCUCCGUGUUCAGACCUGGCUCAGGAACUCCGCCAGAGCUGCGUCACCGUCCAGGGGCUCCAGAACACCCUCCAGCAGGUCCUGGACCAGAGGGAGGAAGCCCGACAGUCCAAGCAGCUCUUGGAGCUUUACCUCCAGGCUUUAGAGAAGGAGGGCGGCAUCUUGUCAAAGCAGCAAGAGUCCCAAACUGUUGGUGACCAGACGGAUGCAGUCGACAUGGGUGGUAACAGAGAGAGCUCCUCCACAAUCGCACUCACAAGCCAGAUCCUUACUGUGCUGAAGGAGAAGCCUGCUCCAGAGCUGAGUCUGUCCAGUCAGGAUUUGGAGCUGGUUGCCAAGGAAGACCCCGGAGCUCUGGCUGCCGCUUUGAGCUGGGACGCGGAGAAGACAGUGACGGUGCAGCAGGCCUGUAAUCAGGAGCUCAGCCUGCGCCUCCAGCAGGUGCAGAGCCUGCGUUCCCUCCGGAACCUGUCGGCCAGGAAGAGUUCGCUGCCUGGAGAACGGCAGGAGCCUAAGCGAGCCAGACAAGACCCCACAUAGCUGCAGCCGGAAACCCCGUGGCCUUGUUCUCAUUCUCAGUAAAUACCUUCAGCCUGAUUACUGUAGCUGCUGCCUUAAUACUGUACCCCCUGCCUGAUAGCACCUUCUGGAACAGCCUGGAAGACCAGCCUCCUGCGGUCCCUUCCAGAAAAGUGCUGCCACAUCUCAGCUCCCGCCCUUGCAUUUUUUGAAUGACAAAGCUGCACCAACAAUACCCCACCUCUUACUAGUGACCUGUUCUCAUGGUCUCUGUUUGAAAGUAACGGUCAAGGGCAGUGAAAAGAAGCUGUUGUAUUUCAGACUCACUAUCCUUUUUCAGAAGCUGGAACUGCAGAAUUUUCAACACAGAUAAUGGUCAGGAAGGUGACGUACUAGAGUUGAUUUAUGGCCACAAACUCGUUUCUCAAGUGAAUGAGUUUUUUGGUUUGUGUAAAGGCGCAUAUUAAGUCUGCAGACCAUAGGGACAUAUGGAGAGUCUAAUUCGCCAUUUCUAAUUGUGAAAUUAUAUUUGUUACCACUGUGAAACUGUUUCCAGUUUUCUAAUAUGUUUUAUCAGCAGGGGGUAUGAAAGGUCAUUAAACCGAUCUCCAUGUGAUAUGGCUGUGAGUCUCUCUGGGUGCAAGGCAGAGGCUUCUGGUUUAUAUACAUCCUGUUUCUGCACAAACUCUUUGGGCUUUGUAAUCUAAUUUGGAACAGAUUUUCAUCCCUGUGAAUGUCCAGCAUGACAUUCAGAAGCCAUGCAGCCUACGGGCCGAUUCUUCAACUUGGGGAAUCGUCCUGGACAGGGCACAGAGACCGGGCAUCCCACGGCCUACCCCCACCCACUCGAUGCCAGUGGCCAUCUGUGGGCAUGGAGACAACUGAAAACAUCCCCACAUGUCUUCGGAAUGCCCCUGGAGGGGCACUUAUGCCGGCUGGGGACUUUUCUAGCAGUCUGCUCUGGGUUAGCACUUCUAUACGGGAGCCUCAUACAACUGAGUGAGCCGGUUAGGGUGUGACUUAUCCUCUCAUACAUAGCAAAGCUGUACUUGGCGAGGUUCAGAGAUUUGCCCCGUGUCACAAGGCUAAUUGGAGGCCCGGGAUCCUGGUUCCAGUUCCAGUGCUUUUCCCACUUUUGUGUGUUUUCUCUUAUGUCCACAUGCUCUUUUUUUUUUUUUUCUUUAAUGUUUAUUUUUGAGGGAGAGAGAGAGACAGAGCAUGAGUCGGGGGCGGAGGGGAGGACACAGAAUUGGAAGCAGGCUCCAGGCUUUGAGUUGUCAGCACAGAGCCUGACGUGGGGCUCAAACCCACAAACCACAAGAUCAUGUCCUGAGCUGAAGUCGGACACUUAACUGAGCCACCCAGGCGCCCCAUACUGUCUUUUCUAUUCUACAUCCAAGUCACUGGUCGUGUUACACCAGUGUAACAAGUUGGAAUCCACCCGAACCGGAAAAGACCUCAUGUGUCUACAGCAUAAUUGCCAGAUUUCUGACCACAGGCACAGUGCCGGUGGUAUAAGAGAAUAGCCCCGUGAACCCUGUACAGAUAGCCCAGGGGUAAAGGAAGCCUGGAUUCCAGGAACAGAAUGGACCCUCCACUCACCAGUUAUAGCAACAUCUCCGUCUUUGCCCUCCGGAAUUAAAAAUGUUUUCUCGAACUACGUCUCAAAGACACAGUAGGGCUGCUGUUGGCUGGCCUGGGUGUUGGGACGCCCUACUUGAGACCAAUCCACCAAGCAUCUCGGCUGCACAGGAUAAUGGGGAAAGUGCUGUGGGGCUUGGAGUGAGCCACGCCGCCGGGUGAAAGGGGUAAAUGAAGCGUGAGGAGGAGCGUGGGACCUAGCACAUAGUAGGACUACAGAGAGCAGGUUCCCUUC